UAAUUAAUUAUUAAUGUCUGGUAGUGAUUCAGAACUUGAAAUGGUACCUUUUGAGGUAGCAAAAUAAGCAGAAGCGUAAAGAAAAAAAUAAGUGGCUGAACAGAAAACAUAAAUACACUUAAAAAAACAAUAGUAAAAGGAAUAAAUAUAAGAAAAAAUUAAAAAGGAUAAGGAAAUAUAAUUAAAAGUUAAGCAAAAGAAUUUAUUUGAAGAGGAGCCUCCUGAACAAAGUAGUAGUACUUAGUCACAUUUUACUAAUAAUAAAAUUGAUGAAUCAUUCUAAAGAAACUUGAAUGAAAAAUUGUCAGAGAAAGUAAUUAAAUCAAUUAAAAUGCCUUAAAUAUAAUAAGCAAAUAAAGUUCCUAUAGAAAUUAAAUCAAAAAAAAGUAUUGUUGAUUAAUUAUCUUAGUUAUCAAAAAGUUUAAUGAAAAAGUUAGUAUCGAAACUUUAGGGAGGGAAGUUAAUCACAAGUAAAAUUCAGAAUAGUCUCUAAAUUUUUUAAAGUAGCAUUUAUUUGACAAAUAGUAGAGAGUUCCUAUUUCAAAAAUCAUUACUAAAAAAAUUUGA
Molecule: messenger RNA, 567 nt
Organism: Paramecium sonneborni
Lineage: Eukaryota; Ciliophora; Oligohymenophorea; Peniculida; Parameciidae
Source: the annotation of a GenBank genome assembly